Messenger RNA from Dentiscutata erythropus, 1179 nucleotides. The record is from the annotation of a GenBank genome assembly. Lineage: Eukaryota; Fungi; Glomeromycota; Glomeromycetes; Diversisporales; Gigasporaceae.
AUGAGUCACUCAAAAAACGAAAAAGACCAAGUAUGUAUCCAAUCAGAGGAAACAGAAGAUAAGCCUAAAGCUGAGGAGGGAAAAAAAGAUCAGCCUAAAGCUGAGGAGGGAAAAAAAGAUCAGCCUAAAGCUGAGGAGGGAAAAAAAGAUCAGCCUAAAGCUGAGGAGGAAAAAAAAGACGAAGAAAAUAUUCUUUUGAGAGAAAAUGAAUUUUUACGAAAUAAAAUAUGUGAAGAUUUUAAAAAAUGGAAAAAAUUAAACUAUAAUGCCACCAAACAAUCAAUUAUUUCUACCGUUACAUGUAUAUUUUUCUGUGCAAUUGGUGUUUUUCUUUAUAUCACUGAAAACAAUCAACUUGGAAUAAAAAUUAAAAAUAUAGUUUCUACUAGCGUUAUUGGAACAGGAGGCACACUUACCCUUUUUGGAAGUUUAGCAAGUCUUAAAGCUCUUUUCAAGGAAAUUAGUGACCAUAAGAAAGAUUUUGAUAGCUUAGUGAAUUAUUUUCGUAGAUCUCCUGAUGACGAUAAAAUAGAAAUUAGUUCUUUUGCUAAGGGUGUUGAUCUCGAAGUACAUGCAAAACAGCAAAAAUUAAUAUCACGCUUCUUAAUUAAAAUUAACAGGCAUAUGCAAUAUAUGCUACUUUGUCCUCUUUCAACUUAUUUUUUGAGUAUAGCUAUUUCAAAUUUAAUUUGCAUUCAAUUAUUGAUUCCUAGAAUGUUAGAAGUUGAAGAAACAAUGGUGUCAGAAGGAGAAGAUGCUGUAAUGAAAACAAUAAAUGAAUCUGCGUCAAAAAAUGAUCAGAAAAAAAAUGAUCUGGCAGAUUUUGUAGGUUCUGUGAUAAAUUCUGUGAACGAUUAUGUGAACAAUUCUUCGAAUGUAGAGUUACAAACAGAAAAUUCAGUGAUUCAUAAAAAACUUAAAAAGGUUUGGAAAAAGAUGAAUGAUGAAAAGAAUAAUAUUAUUGAAGAUUUAAGGACCAUAAACGAAAAGAACAACAAGGAAAUGAAAAUCAUCGAUCGUUUUUACGAGUUUUAUUAUAAUACUCAUAAAGUAAAACUUUUUUAUGCUGAUAAAGCUAAUAUAUUGGAUUUUUUUCAAUGUUUAUUUCGUGAAAUACGAAAUAAAUGGAAUCAAGAUAAAGUCAAAGAUGGAAAAUUUAUGAAACCAGAUCUAAUUUAA